AUGUCAUUGCACAUCUACAUUGCUCACACUGGUGAGCAUUUCUUAGCAGAUCCGGUGUCGUUCGCCUCCCCCGACGCCCUACGGUCAUGGAUUGCCCGCCAUACUUCCAUACCCUCCCAGAGACAGAUCUUGAUGACUGCCCGGGGGAAGAAUGUCAAGAUCCAGUCACUGGCGAUAGAGGAUGAGAUCUUCGUGUACGACCGCGGCUACGUCAGUGAACCAGGCAACGUCGACCUCCCGCAACUUCCGGCUCCACAACCCUUACGACCCGAUAACCCUCCCGAUACCCUUGCAAACCAAAACGACUUACAAUCAUGGCGGAAUCUAUACAUGGCCCGGAGAUCGUGGGCGUUUGGCCUAGCAGAGCGGUGCAAGUCCAUUGACAGGAGCGUGCGGGAGCACAACGAACGGACCGAUAUCAUCAAUCGAGGAGUGGGUGUCGCUCUCGAGAACCUCAAGUCACAUGUCGGAAGUCUAGAACAGCGAUUUACAGAAGCGCAAGCCUGGGCACGCGAUCUCCUGAAGGAACAACGGGCAGCUCUGGAGGGGUGGCAACGGGCCCUAAAUACAUUGGGGAGUAUUCCGGCCCGCAAGGAAUUCUCGUUCCUGGGACGUCCGUCGACACCGACGAAGGACCAAGAUAGGCCGUCGGGGACAUUACGGGAUUUCGUGGACGUGGAAGAAGUGCGGAGAGCUGGAGCAGAUGCCUCCAUCGUGUCUCCGCGCUUCGCUGGUCAAGUGGAGGAUAUCGAGCAGUCCGUUGCUGCAAUUGUAUCGGAUACUCAGCGUCUAAUCCAAGACGCUUUACCAUCAGGUGCAGAAGGAGUGGACGGACUGCUUGAGGAGGUGGAAACUCUCACCAAGAAAAUCAGUUCUGACUAUGAGCAUGUUCUGGCGCUGCCCAGCAACCAGAAAACGCUAGCCAACAUCUCUCGACUCGCUUUGAGCCAUACCCAGGACAUCUUACCUUCCCUGCUCGACAUUGCUACGGAACUCCAAACCGCACUGGACAACGCCAUUGCCCGGUAUAACGACGUCAUGAAAGGUUCUCUCAGCCAUAUGCAUGUCAUUUCAUCGAUCGAAUUCCGCCUCGCAGAUAUGCAAAAUCAACUGCUCAACCUUGAUGUACAAGGUGACUCGUUUGAGGUUAUCUACUCUGUUUUUCACAUGCCCAUGAUUUAUGGGUCCAUCCUUGUCGAGUCCGUUCGGCGGCGUGAAUGGAACGACAAAAUGAAAAGCGAUUCGUUAACACUAGCGGAGGAGAUGGCUGUGUUUAGAGACGAGGAGCAACGUCGCCGAAAGAAGUGGAUGAAGAACAUGGGAGAAUACUUGUCGCUUCCUGAUGGCGCUGUCCCUGGGAUUGAAGUGAACUUGCAGGGCCAGGACCAUGAAUGGCCCGAAGUCAGUAGGAAGGAGAUUGAGACAUAUCUCGAGGAGCUAAAGGGCAAACCGGGGCUGGCCACCAUAGCCCAAGAGCUAACCCAGAUGUAUAAAGACUUGGAUGCACCCACGCGCCAACAAAGGCGCAGAGCCAAGGCAUUCAAACAAGGCAGUAUCUUUGACAUGGGUAGGAGCUCCUUCUUACUGCGUGGUGAUGAGAUGGUUCGAAGUCUUAAAGACGAGAAGACCAAGCUUGAGGAUCGACUGAGAGGUUCGGAAAGCCGUAUCCGCAAACUCGAAGAUCUUCUUCAUCGCCAGAGUCACAUGAACCGGCCAGCAAGUUGCCAUUUUGGCGUUGAAUUCCCCGCCUCGCCAGCGUCUGCUCACCCUGAUCCGAUGUCCAGGCGUUCGUCCGUCUCGUCAAGGCGGAUGUCGACAAAUCAGUCUACAGAAGAGAAAGCAUUGGCCCAGCGCAUUGUUUCGCUUGAGGCUGAGUUGGCUGCUGAGAGGGAGUCAGUACAGCGGCUGCAGAAAGAAGCCCAUGCUGAGCGACAGUCCAACACGGACAAAAUCCACGAGGAACAGUCAACGAAAAAGGAUCUCAUGGGCAAUCUUGAAUCUCAGCAGCGUGAGUUCGAGGAAGAACGCAAAAUGCUCGAAGAUGAGGUGAAGCGGUUGACAUGCGAGUAUGAAGAGGUCGAGGAGGCACUAUACAAGGAAAUGGACAGUCACGAACACGAACGGCAAGACCUCGAUGAGCGGAUACACCAGCUGGAAUUGGAGCUGCAAGACGCUCAUUCAAGUGCUGAGAGUAGGGCGAACAACUUGACAGAAGAGGCGGAAUCCGAGAGACAGAGUCUCCGGGAGAAGGUCAACGAGUUGGAGAAGCAAGACGCGGAACGGCAGAAACGGGAUCAGGAGAAUUGCAAUGCUCUGCAAACUGCACUUAUGAAUCUGUCUCCCGGUGGCGUGGUGCCUGAUGACAUUCCUGGCAUCAUCAAGGCAAUUGAGGUUCUGUCGGAGGGUCUGUCGAUACACGCUAAGCGUGCUGAUGAGAAUGCGGCCAACGCCACGGCUGAGUGUAAAACUCUCGAGGAGCGCUUAAGUCAGAUGGAGUCCGAGAUUGAGGAAUUGAGGAAGACCUCGGAAACACGCCAAGCCGACCUAUCUGCUGUGACAUUAGAGUUGAAUGACGAACGGUCAAAACUCGAAGACCUUCAAUCUCAAUUUGUGGCCGGCGAAACUGGCUCCGACGCCCUGCGACAACGUGUGGCAGAGGAGGAACAGAAAUUGUCCGAGUUGUCUCAGAAAUUGGCCGAUGCGGAGGCCAAGGCACGUCAAUCCGAGGAGGAGCUUACUACCUGGAAGAACAAGGUCGCAGCCGCAUCGCAGUCUGAGCAGAAAGCUGCAUCUCGGAACGCAACCCGGAGGUCACGAUCGGAAGAGCUUUCAAAACAGCUCUUUGGAGUUGUUGAACGGUUUGGACGCAUGCUCGAGCAGUUGGGCUUUAUCGUCGUCAGACAGAAUGGCAACAUUGUGGUCCAGAGAGCGUCGAAGGUCAAUGCUUCCACCGAAAACCUCUCCCAAUCUGACAUUGUCUCGCUCAAGCCCGAUCCUGACGUUAUGAAUUGGAUGGAUGCUGAUAGCUCCGAGGAAGAGACGGACCGCUUCAUGUUCUUCAUGGAGACUUUAUACCAAUUCGAUGUGGACGUCUUUGGGGAUGCGGUUGUCAAGCGUGUCAAGGAUAUCGAAUUGCUUGCCCGUAAGUGGCAGAAAGAAGCCCGCGGAUACAGGGAGAAGUACCAUCGGGCGCACAGCGACGCCCAUGAUAAGAUCGCCUACCGCUCCUUCAAGGAAGGUGAUCUUGCCCUGUUCCUCCCAACUCGGAACCAAGCCAUCCGCUCCUGGGCUGCGUUCAACGUCGGAGCACCUCACUAUUUCCUACGUGAACAGGACGCCCACAAGCUCCAGGCCCGCGAUUGGCUACUCGCUCGUAUCACCAAGAUUGAAGAGCGAGUCGUCGACUUAUCCAAGUCAUUGAAUGGCACCAACCCCGACCGACGAUCCGUGGGCGAAGUUAGCGACGGCAUGUCCGUCGACGAAGAAAACCCAUUCGAAUUGUCCGACGGCCUCCGCUGGUAUCUCGUGGACGCCACGGAAGAGAAACCCGGUGCCCCCGCGACACCAGGUCUGGGUAAGAGCACCGUUGCGUCUGCGCAUGUCGACGCAAAAGGCAGCAUUCGGUUAGGACGCCCAUCCUCCGCAGGAAACGUUGCCAAAACGUUAACCAAGAGCCUGGAUAGUCGACGGAACAGUUCCAAUUCCAAGAAGGGACCCUCGUCUCAGCUUGCCAACGAUUCUACGACGGAUCUCACUCGCGUUGAUGAGGCUGAGUCUAGCUCUCGGCCACAGGAGACAGCUGACGAGGUUCGCCGUGACCCGCCUCAGGGCACUUGA
This is a messenger RNA of Aspergillus chevalieri, 3837 nucleotides long. RefSeq names its product autophagy protein ATG11 (gene atg11). The record is from RefSeq and is a predicted model, not a curated record. Gene Ontology annotation, molecular function: molecular adaptor activity; protein kinase binding. The coding region runs from base 1 to 3837 and encodes 1278 amino acids. The transcript has 3 exons. Gene Ontology annotation, biological process: positive regulation of protein phosphorylation; autophagy of peroxisome; autophagosome assembly. Lineage: Eukaryota; Fungi; Ascomycota; Eurotiomycetes; Eurotiales; Aspergillaceae. Gene Ontology annotation, cellular component: extrinsic component of membrane; phagophore assembly site membrane; Atg1/ULK1 kinase complex.